AAAUAAGCCAAGUAUCUAACAUCAGAUUAAAAAAAAAAAAAUAGUCCGUAACCCUUUCCCCUUUGCUUCAACACCUUCAUUCGAUUCAGUUCAACCCCAGGCUAGGGCACCGCGUCACACACCUUCUUCCUUCUCCAUUUUCGUUGCGAAUCUACCAUCAAUCAUGGAUCAAGUCGAUUUCAACGCUCCCCAUUCCAUGGGAACCACCAUCAUCGGUGUUACCUACAACGGCGGAGUCGUUCUUGGAGCCGACUCUCGAACUAGCACCGGAGUAUAUGUUGCCAAUCGUGCAUCUGAUAAAAUCACACAGCUCACUGACAAUGUCUACGUCUGUCGUUCUGGAUCGGCUGCAGAUUCUCAGGUUGUCUCUGACUAUGUGCGCUACUUCCUCCAUCAGCACACGAUUCAGCUCGGCCAACCUGCCACAGUCAAGGUUGCUGCCAACCUUGUUCGGCUUCUCGCAUAUAACAACAAGAAUAAUUUGCAAACCGGGUUAAUUGUCGGUGGCUGGGACAAGUACGAAGGUGGUCAGAUCUAUGGAGUUCCUCUAGGUGGAACAAUUGUGCAACAACCGUUUUCUAUUGGAGGAUCUGGGUCCAGUUACUUGUAUGGAUUUUUUGAUCAAGCUUGGAAAGAGGGAAUGACCAAGGACGAAGCUGAGGAACUAGUGAAAAAGGCAGUUUCGCUUGCCAUUGCUCGUGACGGUGCUAGUGGUGGAGUUGUCAGAACUGUCAUUAUUAACUCAGAGGGAGUGACUAGGAAUUUCUACCCAGGCGAUCAACUUCCAAUAUGGCACGACGAACUUGAGGCUCAUGACUCCCUGCUAGACAUUAUUGGUGCCCCAGAGCCAAUGACCAUAUGAAGAAGUCUCAGUUAUAAAACUUGCAUGGCUAGAUUAUAUCCCAUUGUCAUCCUCUUGACCGAACUAUUUUAUGGAAUUUGUGUAAUCAACUAAUUAUAUUGUUCGGUUAGAUGUUGGUUACUAUAUAUCUUCGUGUGUACUAUGGAUAACUUUAUUUUCAACCCAUUGGAUAAGAAACAUCCUGCCGUUA
Molecule: messenger RNA, 1052 nt
Organism: Lathyrus oleraceus (garden pea)
Lineage: Eukaryota; Viridiplantae; Streptophyta; Magnoliopsida; Fabales; Fabaceae
Product: proteasome subunit beta type-6
Exons: 8
Coding region: 164-862 (232 amino acids)
Cellular component (GO): cytoplasm; proteasome core complex
Molecular function (GO): threonine-type endopeptidase activity
Source: RefSeq, a predicted model, not a curated record